UCGCCAGUGAAGGUCUGCUUUCCGAAUAGACUAGUAAAAACAUCCCAAUUGAGUAUCGAUGAGGAGGAGAUCCACGGAGAUGGACCGGCGCCUGCGAUUAGUUUCCAAUUCCGAACGAAUACUGGAAAACGAAGUUUUACCUCCAGACGUCUUGAAAGUGAUCGUGGUCAAAGAGGAGCAGCAGGAGUGGAGCUCGGAACCCGAGCGGGUCGAUCUCCAUCCGGCACGCGUUCAAGACGAAGAGAACAAACUGAACCGAAGCGAUUUCUCGUUGCCACGCGUUCCCGUGAAGAGUGAAGGUGACCGCAGCCCUCCUACGUCACAUCACAGCCUAACCGGCAGCCCGGCCCGGCGAGUGGCAACAGAAUCGGACGAAGACCGCAAUGGGGGGUUAGAAAUGGACCCUAAAUUCCAUACAUUGCACAUGGACGCCGGCACUUCUGCCUCCUCUGACACGGACGACAGCGAACCCUCGAAGAGUAACGAGCACUCUGGAGGCGCGCAGACGAGGCUCCCCCCUUCCAAGAAACGCUUCGACUGCUCCGAAUGCGACAAAACAUUCGAUCACAAGCGCAACCUCAAGAGACACAUGAGGCGCCACACGGGGGAGAAGCCCUUCUGCUGCUCCGUGUGCGGCAAAACCUUCCGCCAGCGCUCCAACCUUGUGGUGCACUCCCGCACUCACACGGGCGUCAAGCCCUUCGCCUGCCGGCUGUGCGACACCAGCUUCAGCCAACGCAUCUCGCUGGUGCUGCAUGUGAGAACGCACACCGGGGAGAAGCCCUUCCCGUGCUCGGUGUGCGGGGAGCGCUUCUCUCGGAAGGGGACCAUGAUGUCGCACAUGCGGAGGCACACGGGUGAGAAGCCGUUUGGGUGUGGCGCCUGCGAAAAACGCUUCGCCUUCAAGUGUCAGGUCAGCAAACACAAGUGCGUUGGUGCCAACGGCAGCGCGACAUGAACGCAUUGGACUCCUCGUUGUGUGUUGUCUUUUUCAGGUCUGCCCGAUUGUUGUUAGUCUUCCUAGUCAGCAACUUACAGCUCUUACAUCCUCUUAGUCCGGUCUGUCCCUUUCGCUGCUUCUAUAACCGCGACCAGAUGUUCACUUUGUUGUGAUCCAUGUUGAGGAACAUGUACCUUGUAUUAAAUGCAUUGGCAUCUUGCCACCGCUGCAUGGCCAUAGGAUCAUGAUUGCGUAAUUGUUGUAUUCUGUGACUAAUAAAUAUAUAUUUUUGUACCGAAGUGUUUUAAAGAUAAUCUAUAUCAGGGGUCUCAAACUCAAUUUACCUGGGGGCCACUGGAGCUAGGGUCUGGGCAAGGCUGGG
Molecule: messenger RNA, 1322 nt
Organism: Doryrhamphus excisus (bluestripe pipefish)
Lineage: Eukaryota; Metazoa; Chordata; Actinopteri; Syngnathiformes; Syngnathidae
Source: RefSeq, a predicted model, not a curated record